AUUAUAAGAAGCCUCAGAGGAGGCAUGCGUUCAGUUGUUGAAACCCUUAGCCUAAGGAUACGAGCUGAGCCACCAAACUCUCCUGUAGAAGCACAGAAGGAGGACUCUGAGAGAAUAUCUUUACGUCACAGACACAGACUGGACCCACAUCCCAUAGGCUUUAUCUCCCAGAUUCUCCAGCUGUUGACCCUUGUUUUAGACUCUUCUCUUGUACCUGCUGGGCUCCUGUUUGUCUCUGCCUGUCUGGCUGUGCUGAGCGAUGAAGAUCCCUCUGUGGUACCUGGCGGUGCUGUUGGCAUGUCUCUUCACCCCUGGACGCAGUGACUGCCAGGGGGACUGUGUGGCCUGCGGUAUGCUCCUGCAGCAGCAGCAGCUGCAGCAAGCCUUCAAUACCAUGGUGUGCUUGCUGGAGUGUGAGGGUCAUGUCUCCUCUUCAAUCACAUGGGAGGUUUGUAAAAGUGCUGUCAAGCUAUCGCACCAUCCCACACUUUCUGAGGGAGGCGCUCUGUUCAAGAGAACAGGAGAGGAGCUGGAGCUGACCUCUCUUGACCUGAACUCUGACAGUGAACUGCUGCAGUCUGCAGCCGCAGAGCGCUUCCAGGAGGGGGAGCAGGAUGAGGCACCCUUUAAGCAGCGCAGUGUCCAGUAUGACUCAUCACUGCUGGAAUCCUCUGAGGAGGGGGAGGGCCUGCGGGGUCUGGGUCUCAGUCUGGCGGACGAAGAGAGGAAGCUUAGGGGGGAGAGGAAUGUGGAGAGUGACAGCCAGCUAGAAGGGGAAGAAGAUGACGGCUCAGAGGCCAUCACCUUAUCCAAACGCUUUGGUGGCUUUCAGAGGGGGCGCCACGGAUACAGGAAGCUGAUUGGCUCACCCAUGAGGCCCCUACAAAAGCGCUAUGGCGGGUUCAUAGGCGUCCGGAAAUCUGCCCGCAAAUGGAACAGUCAGAAACGGGUGAACCAGCUGCUCAGGCAGUACCUGGGCAUGAGGAACAGCCGCAGCGGCAGGCUCAACAACAUCCCUGUAACUCGGGUUUGGAGGCAAAACAAACUGUAAUGUAUUUCUGUUGCUCUCACUACCCCACUUACCUCAACCAAUCAUGUUUUCAGCAGCUCACUCCAAUUUGAAGUGUGACGUCACCAUCGUCAUCAGAAGAACAGACUCCGCCAUCUUGCUGCACCUCUCUUUGUGUCUCUCAGUAACGAGGAAUGUUUUGACCGUGAUGUCCUUCUUAUUAAGCAUAUUUUCAUGCCAUUCUGUGAAAUAAAAGAAUUAGAGAAGUGCAAUUGAAUAUAUUUUUGUGUGUCGGUAUAAUAAAAGGGGCCAAAUGAGAUUGAUUCACUGCAAGCCGUUCAGCAGAGGUGAGACCUGAGGGUGUGACAUGUAAAAUCAUGUUGAAUGCAUUUUGGUGCAUGUGUGGGACUGAAGUCACGGCUUCAGCGGGUUCUUUUGCACUCUGUCGUCUGUGUUACUAAUAUCCAGCUCUCAUGUAAUGGACUUUUUUGUUACCUCACAGUUUUCCCCUUUAAAAAAUAAGCUUUUUGGGAUUUAUUAAUAAUAAUAAUAAUAAUAAAAUCAAGAAUCUAAUUGGAAUUGGACCAGCGCUGCGCUUUCAAGAUGGUUUCGUCGGAUGGUUGGACAGAGCUGAAGCACAAACUGUUAAUUACUGAUUAAAGAAUCUAAUUUUCUGCUUAAGGAACUUAAUUAAUUAAACACAAUGGAUGUUAAAUAGUUUUUUCUGAACUUUCAAACACUCUGCAUUUCUCCUCAAAAGAAGCCUUGUUCCCUUUGCUUCAUUCUGACGAUUGACAAAAGAAAAUGUCUCUGUCCUUUCUAUUGUGUUGUAAUUUUGUCCAUUUAGUGGUGGUUAUCAAUGUAAGCCUUGGAGGGAUGCUUUUCUCUUACAGGGAUGAGCAGCAGGUUGGCCGGCUCCCUCGAGCUCCUCUCAGUGGAACAAUACUGUCCUCUAGUGUUUGAUGAACAGACGAUGUUGCUUUUGGUUACUGACUGGAUCAAUUUCUUCAGUAACAUUUUAUGUAAUUCUUGGAUUUUCCUGCAAGUUCAGUGAAAUUAGAAAUUCACAUAAGAUGUCAAACACAUAAAUACACUUAAUUCACAGCUGAUACUAACCGAUGUCCUCCACAGUGAAACUAAAAGAUCAGAACAUUCUUAAAACACUAGAGAGAACUAGAGUGUCAUAACCUCAUCCUCUGUGUGACAGCUGAGGGACUGUACAAAACUUAUUUGGGUGUGGAGGAUAGCAGCGUUAUUAAUAUUUGAAUAACUUUAAACAAAAGAAUCAACCUUCCUUCCAAAAAUAUAACUGAUUUAGUACAAUUCAUCUGACUAUUAAAAGCUUAAGGAAGGCAAUGUGCAUAUUAAAAGUGGAAUUAUAAUUUUGUCUGACAAACUAAACGAGGUUGAAUAUUACUGCCACUCAAAUAAAAUUGUUCAUAACCGUGAUAGACCUGCGCACCAACAUAUUGUAAUAUUUCCACCUCGCACCCGGAUUCCAAAUAUUCGAAUAAUACAAUUAUUUUCAUCCCUUACUUACCCUGCAAUUAUAGAAAGGAGGCAGUUUAAAGUGUUGCUAAGGCGGAAAUCAGGAGUAAGGAGAAACUCAUCCCCAGUCAGUUCUCAAACAUUACUCCACCCGAGGCUAUUUACAGAGCUGUUAAUGUCACUGUUGUCCAAUUGUACCGAAGUGCGUGAAGCUGGAAAACUGGCAGGGCCACAGGGUGUGUAUCGCACGUUAGGAUGGGAAAGGAGGUGUAAGUGCCAGGAGCCCUGAAAACCACCAUCUUAAUGUACCAUUUAACAGCAGAGGGAUGAAAUGAACUGUGCAUGUCAGCUGUGCUCAUUAUUACACAGAAUAUGUUUCUGCUUGGGUGAAAAAAACAUGUUCAUUUGUUUGCCAUCGAGAUAUUUUCCUCCACUUGCAGUUCACAGUCAUUCUUUUGCAUCUUAAUAGUGUUUAUUAGUGUUUUACUAUGAGGUGUAAUAACUCAUGCUUAUGAGUGUGUGGGUGAUUGCAGUGUGAGUGCGACUGUGCACGUGCAUGUGUGCGUUUCUCUGUCAAUCCAACACAAAAAAAUGGAAUUUGUGAAUACAGUGCAUUUCUAGCAUUAUACCAUUGUUCUGAGUCGUCAUACCAAAUGUGUAUAGAGAAAACUACAAUAAAAUA
Cottoperca gobio is the source of this 3179-nucleotide messenger RNA. It is a transcript of the gene pnocb, whose product is annotated as prepronociceptin b. Gene Ontology annotation, molecular function: opioid receptor binding. Bases 260 to 1051 code for a protein of 263 amino acids. The transcript has 3 exons. Gene Ontology annotation, biological process: sensory perception; neuropeptide signaling pathway; chemical synaptic transmission. Gene Ontology annotation, cellular component: axon terminus; plasma membrane; dendrite. NCBI's taxonomy places the organism in Eukaryota, Metazoa, Chordata, Actinopteri, Perciformes, Bovichtidae. The record is from RefSeq and is a predicted model, not a curated record.